Rhododendron vialii is the source of this 4687-nucleotide messenger RNA. RefSeq lists its product as uncharacterized. The transcript is spliced from 9 exons. NCBI's taxonomy places the organism in Eukaryota, Viridiplantae, Streptophyta, Magnoliopsida, Ericales, Ericaceae. The coding region runs from base 215 to 4288 and encodes 1357 amino acids. The record is from RefSeq and is a predicted model, not a curated record. Gene Ontology annotation, cellular component: nucleolus. Gene Ontology annotation, biological process: regulation of DNA-templated transcription. Gene Ontology annotation, molecular function: transcription factor binding; DNA binding.
CUCUCUCUCUCUCUCUCUCUCUCUCUCUCUCUCUCUCUCUUCUUCUACACCUCUGUGUGCUGCUUUCUAUGCUCAAUUUAGAUGCUUAAACGUGACAAGUUUGGGGCCUAGUAAACAAUCACUCCUUGAAACAGUAUUGGGACGUCACAAACUCAGGAGUGAAUCAAUUCAACGGAGUUGCAGGGCAAGUUUCAACUAGACUGUAUAUUGGCAAAUGGGUAGUAAGAAAAAGGGGUCCGGUGCCGCUUUGGAAGUAGAGAAUGCAAUAGAUACGGGUACUGAUAAAGUUGUUUCAGAGGUACCGAAAAAGAAAAUGAAGAAGGAAAAGAAGAAAGUAGUUGAAGAUGUAGAAGAUCAAUCUGUUGCGCUGGAUGAGAAUAAGAAAGAGGUUGAAGAUGGGUCAGUUGUUUCGGAGGUAGUGAAAAAGAAAAUGAAAAAGGAAAAGAAGAAAGAAGCCAUGGAUGGGUCUUCUGCCCCAUCUUCAACCACGCAGUCUAUUGCAUUAGAGGAGAAGAAGAAAUCUAUUUCACCAAAGGAAAAGAAGAAAGGAGUUGCAGAUGGGUCUGCAGCCUCUUCUUCCAAUGCACUACCUGAUAAGCCAAUGGAGAGAAAGAAGAAAAGAAAAGCAUUGGACAAAGAGAGACACCAUGCUACUUCUGAUGACGUGGGACCAAAGGACAAACCUUUGGAUUCGAAUGUAGAUAAGACUCCGGUGCCUAACCCGACCUCACCGAGUAGUGGUUUGCCUGAGUUUCAUAUUAGUGUUUUUAAGAACCUCGCGUCAGCUGAUGCUGCUGAAAGAGAAGCAGCGGUUGAAUCGUUAGUGGUAGAGUUGCAGGAAGUCCAAACGGCAUAUGAAAAGCUUGAUAACAAGGAACUGGUUGAAGGUGGGUUGCAAUUGGAAGCUGAGAAGGAUGAUGGCUUGAAUAACUGUGCACCUUCUUUGAGAUACGCUGUGCGAAGACUUAUACGUGGUGUUUCUUCAUCGAGAGAGUGUGCAAGACAAGGAUUUGCGCUGGGUUUGACCAUUUUAGUUGGUGCAAUUACGAGCAUCAGAGUUGAUGCAUUGCUGAAACUGAUUGUUGAUCUAUUGGAGGUUUCUUCUUCAAUGAAGGGCCAGGAAGUGAAAGAUUGUCUUUUGGGGCGGCUAUUUGCUUAUGGAGCUAUUGCACGAUCAGGAAGGUUAAUUGAUGAAAACUCUAAUUCCAUCAAAGAGUUUACCAGUUCUCUUAUUUCCCUUGCAUCCAAGAAGCGUUAUUUGCAAGAGCCUGCUGUCUCAGUCAUUUUGGGUUUGGUUGAAAAGUUGCCGGUGGAGACCUUGGUGAAUCAAGUGCUUGAAGCUCCAGGGCUUCAGGAGUGGUUUAAAGGAGCCAUUGAAGUUGGAAACCCUGAUGCUUUGCUUCUAGCUCUUAAAUUGCGAGAAAAAAUUUCCAUGGAUGGCAAUUUUUUUGGAAAACUUCUGCCUGAUCCAUAUAGUCCUAGUGCAUUUUUUUCGGCUGACCAUUUGUCAUCCCUUUCUAAUUGCUUAAAGGAAUCUACGUUCUGUCAGCCUCGAGUUCACAGUGUCUGGCAUGCAUUGGUAAAUAUUCUUUUACCUGAUAUGGCUUUACCAGAUGUUGAUUCUACAUCAGGCUUAAAUUCCAUUAAAAAGCACAAGAAGAACAAAAAGUUUAGCUCCUCCGAAGAAGAGAUCCAGAAAAACCUUCGAUGUUUUUGUGAAAUUGUUGAAGGAUGCCUUCUUUUGUCCUCUCAUGACCGUAAACACUUGGCCUUUGAUGUUCUACUUCUUCUUCUACCAAGGCUUCCUGCAUCUUGUGUCCCCCUUGUACUGUCUUCUAAACUCGUUCAGUGCCUAGUGGAUAUACUGUCCACCAAAGACUCUUGGUUGUAUAAAGUUGCUCAAUUUUUUCUGAAAGAACUGUCAGAAUGGGUGAAGAAUGAUGAUGUCAGAAGAGUAGCUGUUAUUGUGGCCCUUCAGAAGAACAGCAAUGGGAAAUUUGAUUGCAUAACUCGGACGAAAACAAUAAAAGAUUUGAUGGCUGAAUUUAAAACUGAAUCUGGGUGCAUGCUUUUUAUUCAGAAUUUAAUUAGCAUGUUUUUGGAUGAAGGCCAUGCUUCAGAGGAACCUUCAGAUCAGAGUCAAACAACAGAUGACAACUCAGAAAUAGGUUCGAUCGAGGAUAAGGAUUCUGUUGGGACCAUGGGAACUUCUGACUUUUUGAAAAGUUGGGUCAUAGAUUCCCUCCCCAGUGUUUUGAAGCAUGUGCAGCUAGAUCCUGAAGCCAAGUUUCGGGUGCAAAAGGAAAUUUUGAAGUUUUUAGCUGUUCAGGGAAUAUUUUCUUCAUCUCUUGGCACAGAAGUUACAUCUUUUGAACUACAAGAGAAGUUUAGAUGGCCAAAAGCUGCCAUCUCAAGUGCUCUUUCCAGGAUGUGUGUUGAGCAGAUUCAGUUGUUGCUGGCAAAUGCUCAGAAGGGAGAGGGGUCCCAUUUGACAGCGACUAGUCUCGAGACAAAUGAUCUUGGGUCUUAUUUCAUGCGAUUCCUUAGUACAUUAUGCAACAUCCCAUCAGUGUCACUGUUCAGGGCCUUGAGCAAUGAGGAUGAAAAUGCGUUCAAAAAACUGCAAGCAAUGGAAACAAGGCUAUCGAGAGAGGAGAGAAACUGUGGAAUGAGUACAGAUGCGAAUAAGUUGCGAGCCCUGAGGUACUUGCUUAUUCAGUUGGUACUGCAAGUUCUCCUUCGACCUGGAGAUUUCUCCGAAGCUUCCUCUGAACUUAUUAUUUGCUGUAAAAAAGCUUUUGCCACUCCUGAUCUUGACUCAUCCGGAGAUGAUGAAACGGAUGGUGAUGGAGUUCCUGCAUUAAUGGAUGUUCUUUUGGAUACGCUGCUGUCUUUGCUUCCAGAAUCAUCUGCUCCUAUGCGUUCUGCUAUUGAGCAGGUCUUCAAAUAUUUCUGUGAAGAAGUUACUGAUGAUGGUCUGCUUCGGAUGUUGCGAGUCAUAAAGAAAGAUUUGAAACCAGCUAGACAUCAAGAAGCAAACAGUGAAGAUGACGGCGAUGAUGAUGAUGACGACCUUCUUGGUAUCGAAGAAGCUGAGGAAUCUGAUGAGGCUGAGACAGGUGAAACUGGGGAGAGUGACGGUCAGAUGGAUGACUCUGAGGCAGUUGUAGGAACUGAGGCGGUUGACAAAGAACUUGCUGAAGGUUCUGAUGAGGAAUCUGAUGAGGCGGUUGACAAAGAACUUGCUGAAGGUUCUGAUGAGGAAUCUGAUGGGGGAAUGGAUGAUGAUGCAAUGUUCCGCAUGGAUACUUAUGUUGCAAGAAUCCUCAAAGAGCGCAAGAACCAGGCUGGGGGUGAAACUGCUCAUUCCCAGCUUGUCCUCUUCAAACUUCGUGUUCUCUCCUUGUUGGAAAUUUACUUGCACGAGAAUCCAGGAAAGCCCCAGGUAUUGAAGGUAUACUCUAACUUGACCCAGGCAUUUGUUAACCCCCAUACAACUGAAGGCAGCGAGCAGCUAGGUCAGCGCAUAUGGGGAAUUCUGCAAAAGAAAAUUUUCAAAGCAAAGGACUUUCCGAAAGGAGAGGCUGUGCAACUGUCUAUUCUUGAAUCUCUCUUGGAGAAGAACCUGAAAUUGGCAUCGAAACCAUUCAAGAAAAAGAAAUCCGUUGUCAACCCGUCAAAGAAAAAGCAGUCAGCCUCCUGGAGUCGACACAAGAUGAUCAAUUCCCUAGCUCAAAAUUCAACAUUUUGGAUUCUAAAAAUCAUCGACGGAAGAAAGUUUUCCGAAUCUGAACUCAACCGGGUUUUUGGUAUUUUCCAAGAUGCUUUGACGACAUAUUUUGACAGUAAAAAGUCUCAAACCAAGCCCGAGUUUUUGAAAGAAAUAUUCAGAAGAAGACCAUGGAUCGGUCAUCAUCUGUUUGGAUUCCUUUUGGAGAGAUGUUCUUGUUCAAAAUCAGAGUUUCGCCGGGUCGAAGCGCUUGAAUUGGUGAUUGAAAUACUGAAGUCGCUGGUUUCUGUCACCAAUGAAGAAAGGGCGAAAUCAAGGAAAACGUUAGGCAGACAUAUUCCAAAGCUUAGUCAACUGAUAAAGGAGUUGGUAAUAAAUAUGCCAGAAAAGCAAUCUAGAAGAGCUGAAGCGCGGAAGUUCUGCAGCAGGGUAUUUCAGAUUAUUACUGGCCUUAACCUUUCUGAAUCAUUUCUUAAAGCUUUGGGAUCAGAUGUUCAUGCUGCUUGUCAAUCUCAACUUGGUGACGUGUUUCUUUCUUUGAAGAAGCUUGAACGGUAGGGAGCAAGAUUUUGUAUUUGUUGGAAAUCCAAGCCGAGGGAUUUAGUUUUUCAUUUAUUGGGAAAUAUAUGCGGUUCCGGAUGACAGUGCUGUUAGGGAAGAUCUCGUCGAGAUACCGAUGGCAAUUCUGGGAUUUCAUUUCAAGAAAGAAUUCGCGGCGGUUGCUUGGAUCCUUCCUCCGUGAAAGGUUUCAGUUUUCUCUGUAGAAUUUUCUCUUGGUGAGUUUUGUUCUCGUCACCUUUAUCUUUAAUACUAUCUCUGUUCUGCUAUGGUAGUUCACAGUGUAGGCAUUUUUAUGUGCUCUGGAUUUUGCUUGGGCUUUCCAAUCUUGAGUUGUAUCGAUUGACAUUUUUCUUUUAACUUAUCUUUAUUAACCAAUCCAAAUCUUGUUUUUAAUGA